UUUCAGCCCGCCUCCUAGCAACCUGGGUACCGCCCCUUAGCAACGGGCUUCCUGCUCCUCCCGUGAUGUCACAUGGGGGUUUCUGGCGUCAGAACGCGGAAGUGGCUGCAGUUUCACUUGGGACCCUCAUCUAACGGAGGUGGCGAGAUAGCUUGAACGAUGGCUCCCACCGGGCUCAAGGCAGUGGUCGGGGAGAAAGUCCUAAGUGGAGUGAUUGCCAGUGUAAAGAAGGAUGGGGAAUGGAAGGUUCUUCUUGUUGACCACACGAGCAUGCGAAUACUGUCCUCCUGCUGCAAAAUGUCAGAUAUGCUAGAUGAAGGCAUUACUAUUGUUGAAGAUGUGAAUAAGAGGAGAGAGCCGAUCCCCAGCCUGGAAGCUAUUUAUCUGAUUACGCCUUGUGAAAAGUCUGUUCGAGCUCUUAUUUCUGACUUCAAAGACCCAUGUGCACCCAUGUACAAAGCAGCUCAUAUAUUCUUCACAGACACUUGCCCUGAACAUUUGUUUAAUGAGUUGGGAAAAUCAAGGGUUCCAAAAGUAAUAAAGACAUUGAAGGAAAUCAAUCUGGCAUUCCUCCCUAAUGAGUCUCAGGUCUAUUGCUUGGAUGCACAGGAGUCUUUUCACACUCUCUUCAGCCCAUUUGGAAGAGCGGAAAGAAACAAAUGCUUGGAGAAGCUAGCAGAGCAGAUUGCAACAUUAUGUGAGACCCUCAAAGAAUACCCAGCUGUCAGAUAUAGAAGUGGCUAUGAGGACAAUGCAACUCUUGCUCACAUGGUGCUGGACAGGCUGAAUGCAUUCAAAGCUGACAACCCCAGUAUGGGAGAGGGUCCAGACAAGUCUCGUUCUCAGCUCCUGAUUGUAGAUCGUGGAUAUGACCCCGUCUCUCCCCUGCUGCAUGAGCUUACAUUUCAGGCUAUGGCUUACGAUCUCCUCGACGUCCAACAAGACAUAUACCACUAUGAGACAACUGGGAUUGGGGACUCCAAAGAGAAGCAGGUCCUCCUGGAUGAAGAUGAUGAUCUUUGGGUUGAGCUACGUCACAUGCACAUUGCUGAUGUAUCCAAGAAGGUCACAGAGCUCCUUAAGUCUUUCUGUGAAAGCAAACGAAUGACUACCGACAAGGCCAAUAUUAAGGAUUUAUCCCAAAUUCUGAAGAAAAUGCCUCAAUAUCAGAAGGAAUUAAACAAGUACUCCACACAUCUCCACCUGGCUGAGGACUGUAUGAAACAUUUUAAGGGAACUGUAGAGAAACUCUGUGCAGUGGAGCAGGAUUUGGCCAUGGGUUUAGAUGCUGAAGGAGAAAAAUUAAAAGACCCAAUGAAAAUUAUUGUACCAGUCCUACUGGAUCCCAGUGUCAAUACAUAUGACAAAAUCCGUAUUAUCCUGCUGUAUAUCUACCUGAAGAAUGGUAUUACAGAAGAAAAUCUCGCCAAGCUUAUCCAGCAUGCUAACGUACAAGGCGACAGCAACAUUAUUCGGAACCUACAGCACCUGGGAACACGUGUAUUAACAGGGCAAUCGUCCUCCACUGCCAACAAACUUGACCGAAAGGUCCGUCCAGAACCCACCUAUCAGCUGUCACGUUGGAAUCCAGCAAUAAAAGAUAUCAUGGAGGAUGCUAUUGAAGAUAAGUUGGAUAAAAAACAGUGGCCUUUUGUUUCUGAACCCUGUACUCAACCAGGAGUUUCCCAGAAUGUGGUGAGUGCUCGAUUUGGUCACUGGCACAAAACACGCAGUGCUGCAGAGUAUCGCUCUGGCCCACGGCUUCUGGUUUACAUUCUGGGAGGAGUCACCAUGUCUGAAAUGAGAUGUGCAUAUGAGCUAACCAAGGCAACUGACUCUAAAUGGGAGGUUUUGAUUGGAUCUACUCACAUCCUUACACCGACCAUCUUCCUGAAUGGUCUGAAAACUCUGGAUCAGACUUAUACCAAUGGUGAAUAAUGGGCUCCACUCUGCUGCUUCCAGGAUUCCCUAUUUCUGACCUCACAGCUGUCGCUGGUAACACUCCAUGAGACAGAUGGUUCUUUUGCCAAAACUGCCAACUCCUGUAUCCCUUGGCCUCUUACACCCCAUGCACCACAAAAACUCUCAACAUGUGGAAGUUAUGCUUGUCUGUUAAACCCACAAAUUAAUUGGAACAAGGACAUAUAUAUUGUGAUCUAUAUAUUUUUUUGUUUUUUCUUUAAUCCUAGAUGUCAUAAAUUACUUUUUCUUUUACACCUUUAAGUUAUGUUGUUUGACUUUUCUAUAAAGCCAAUUUCCUUGUGCUGCAAGUCAGUUAGAUAUUACAGGCAGUAGAGUUAAUUCAAUGAGCCACAAGUCUGAUGUAGUUGGCCCAAGGUGUCUUGGAAUAAAGCUUGCAUAUUGUUAUGCGAGUCUGAGCUUGGCAGGUAACAUGGGACCUGUUGCAGAGUAAUCGGACAUAGCUCAAUGUAGUGGAAUUUUGCUGCUGUCUCGGGUGUGCUGUGUUUCUCCUGAGUUAACUGCUUCCUAUUGAAGUUUUUUAUUUAUUUUUUUUCCCUGUUCAUUUCAUUAGGGUCAUAUUGAAAGUGCCUAAAAAUGUGUGUAAAUACACUAGUUUCUGAAAACCAACAGAUUUGAGCAUUUUUAAUGUUGGCAAAUUAGGGUAGUGUGAUAGAGAAGGUUCGUUCCAGCCGUUACCAUUGUUCUAAAUGCAAUUCUAGAUCUGCUGUACCUGCUGCAAUUUAUUUCUCAGGGAAAUAAGCUUAUUUUUAACUUUAAGUAAAUGUAAAAUUACAUUUGUGGAAAGAAGACUACUAGCCACGAUGUUUCCUUGUUUUCUGGCCAUCUUUUGACCACUUUGUGCUUGAUAUGCCCAGUUCUAUGAUAUGAACAUAACUGAAAUUUCAAUGGCACCCUCUGAAAACACAUUGUAUUAAUACGUAUGGUGUGUAAAGUCCUAAUAAGA
This is a messenger RNA of Pelobates fuscus (common spadefoot toad), 2926 nucleotides long. It is a transcript of the gene STXBP2, whose product is annotated as syntaxin binding protein 2. The record is from RefSeq and is a predicted model, not a curated record. The coding region runs from base 160 to 1938 and encodes 592 amino acids. Gene Ontology annotation, molecular function: syntaxin-3 binding; syntaxin-1 binding. Gene Ontology annotation, biological process: intracellular protein transport; neurotransmitter secretion; vesicle-mediated transport. Gene Ontology annotation, cellular component: plasma membrane; secretory granule. The transcript has 19 exons. NCBI's taxonomy places the organism in Eukaryota, Metazoa, Chordata, Amphibia, Anura, Pelobatidae.